Messenger RNA from Indicator indicator, 3720 nucleotides. Its product is annotated as zinc finger protein 585A-like. The record is from RefSeq and is a predicted model, not a curated record. Bases 1 to 3720 code for a protein of 1239 amino acids. The transcript has 6 exons. NCBI's taxonomy places the organism in Eukaryota, Metazoa, Chordata, Aves, Piciformes, Indicatoridae.
AUGCCAGGCUGUGCCAGCACAGGAUGGUUGGUGGUCCCCAAGGUGGAGGCAAACCCCGAGGGUGAUGAAGAGGAGCCAGGGGGCCCAGAAAGGAGCUGCUCAGAGGACUGGCUGGUGAGGAAGGUGAAGGUAGAGGAGGAGGAUGAGGAAUGGCCAGUUGGCACCGAAGCCCUGCUGGCAGGGCAGCCCCCAGCUGGCACCGUGCCCCACACUGGCAGCAUACCAGGCUGCACUGACACCUGCAAACUGGAACAGCCAUGCCCAGAGGAGCUGGGCUACGGUGAGCUGCCCACCUUUGCCACACCACCGUGGCUGCCACAAGGCCAGAGCCCGGAUGGUGCCAGCACCGAUCCCGGUGGCUGCGAGCGCUGCUUUCAGGCGCGGCUUGGCCUGCAACUGCCGGCAGCCGACCCCCAGAGCUGCGGCACCACGGCGCCCCCGCGGCCCUUCACCUGCACUCAGUGCGGGAAGGGCUUUGGCAAGAAGGCACACCUGACACGGCACCUGCGGGUGCACACGGGCGAGCGGCCCUUCGCCUGCACCGACUGUGGCAAGAGAUUCAGCCAGAAGAUCCACCUGCGCUCCCACCAGAAGACCCACACUGGCGAGCGGCCCUUCCCCUGUGCCGACUGCGGCCGCCGCUUCCGCAAGAAGACUCACCUGGUGCGGCACCAGCGCACCCACACCGGCGAGCGUCCCUUCGCCUGUGCUCGCUGCCCGCGCCGCUUUGCACACAAGCAGCAUCUCCUCCGUCACCAGCAGCUCCACGAGGAGCCGGUGCAAGAGCCGGAGCCAGUGCCGGAGCUGUUGCCAGCACCAGCGGAUGGGGCUGUAGCGCUCGGCGCCGAGCAGAAGCCGUUUCCCUGCCUGGAGUGUGGGAAGAGCUUCAGUUGGAAGAAGAACCUCUCAUCCCACCGCAGGCUGCACCGUGACGGCCACCCCUUUGCCUGCGCCGAGUGUGGCCGUGGCUUUGGUGACAAGCGGCACCUGACGGCACAUCUGCGGUGCCAUGCGGGGCUGGAGCCCUUUGCCUGCCCCCGCUGCGACCAAACCUUCAGCCACAGGCCGGAACUGGCCGCCCACCAACGCAGCCAUGGCAGCGAGCGGCCCUUUGCCUGCCCGCUCUGCGCCCGCGCCUUUGCCCACCGCCAGCACCUGCUGCGGCAUCAGCGGGUGCACACUGGCGAGCGGCCCUUUCCCUGCCCACAGUGUGGCCGCCGCUUUGGCUCCCGCACCAACCUGCUGGCCCACGCCAAAGCCCACGCCGGAGCCCGGCCGUUCACUUGCCAGCUCUGUGGCCGCAGCUUCAGCCGCAAAUCCCACCUGGCGCGGCAUCAGGCAGUGCACACCGGCACUCGGCCCCAUGCCUGCACCCAGUGUGCCAAGCGCUUCAGCUCAAAGACCAACCUGGCACGGCACCAGGCCGUGCACACCGGGCACCGGCCCUACGUCUGCACCCACUGCGGCAAGAGUUUCAGCCGCAAAACUCACCUGCUGCGGCACGAGCGCACCCAUGCUGGCAACGGCCCAUUCCGGUGCUCCCAGUGUGGCAAAGGGUUCCGUCAGAAGCAGAGCCUGAUCACUCAUGAGCGCAUCCAUACUGGGGAGAAGCCAUACCGCUGUGGUGACUGCGGCAAAAGCUUCAGCCAGCGCCCCAACCUGCUGACCCACCGGCGGGUACACACUGGCGAGCGCCCCUUCCCCUGCACCCAGUGUGGCAAGAGUUUCAGCCAGAAAGCCAACCUGCUGGCACACCAACGCAUCCACGCUGAGGACACCCCCUUCGUGUGCCCUGAGUGUGGCAAAAGCUUCCGGCAGAAGCCCAACCUGAUCACACACCGGCGCAUCCACACUGGUGAGCGCCCCUUCACCUGCUUCCUCUGCGGCCGCAGCUUCAACCAGAAAACCAACUUGGUCACCCACUACCGCGUGCACACCGGCGAGCGCCCCUUCGCCUGUGCCCAGUGUGGCAAGCGUUUCACCCAGAAAACCAACCUGGUCACCCACCAGAGCACCCACACCGACCUGCGGCCCUUCCCCUGCGCCCAGUGCCAGAAGUGCUUCAAAGACAAGGUGUCACUCAAGGCCCACCAGAAGACCCAUGCCCCACGCCAGCGGCGCUGCCCCGGUCGCAGUCCAGCUAUCUGCCUGCCCUACGGUGCUGCUCCCACCUUGCUGCAGCCUGCAGGGGCUGAGGGUGAGCCCCACUUCACCCCCAUGCCACCGCUGCCUGGCCAGAAGCUGGCAGAGGGGCAGGAGCUGUACCCAUGUGCCGCUGAGAAGGGCUUUGCCCCCAAGGAGCCCCUGCUGCCCCCCCAGCCACCCCCACUGGGUGAGCAGAGCUUCCCCUGUGCCCAGUGCACUGAAGGUUUCUGCCAGAAGGUGACCCUGCUCCGGCCACCACACCCUGAGGCCACCGGUGGCUGCACUGCGGCCUUCAGCCAUGGCCCCCACCACCUCCUGGGGCACCUCGGGGUGCAGCCCAGCCUGGGCGAUGCCACCCCCGCAGCUCCCCCAGUGCCCGGGGCUGAGAAGCCCUUCAUCUGCAACCAGUGCGGCAACAGCUUUGGGCUCUGGUUGGCGCUGGUGGCUCACCAGAAGAGCCACGGUGGGCAGAAGCCCUACAGCUGCCCCGAGCAUGAGAAGAGCUCAGGUGAGGAGGAGGAGCUGUCCCCUAAGGAAGACCCCGAGAAGCUGGUAGAUGGCAGGGCCUGGCUGUGCCCUGACUGUGGGAGAAGCUUCGCCCAGUACGAGCGGCUAGUGAAGCACCGGCAGAACCACCGUGGCCACGGGCCCUACCGCUGUGACGUCUGUGGCAAGAGGUUCAGCCUGAAGACCAACCUGGUGACUCACCAACGCAUCCACACCGGCGAGCGCCCUUUCACCUGUGGCGUCUGCGGCCGCCGCUUCAAUCAGAAGGGCAACCUGGUCACCCACUACCGCACCCACACCGGCGAGCGCCCCUUUGCCUGCACCCAGUGCGGCAAGCGCUUUGCCCAGAAACCCAACCUCCUGGCACACCAGAAAACCCACAGCGGCGAGCGGCCGCAUGCCUGCAGCGAGUGUGGGAAGAGGUUCCGGCAGAAGGUGAACCUGGCGGUGCACCAGCGGACCCACACUGGCGAGCGGCCCUUCCGCUGCCCCGACUGCGACAAGGGCUUCAGCCAGAAAGCUCACCUGCUGCGGCACCGCCGCACGCACCCCAGCGCUGCUGCCGUGCCUGCCUGCUGCCAGGGCGCCUGCCCAGCGCACUGCCAAGUGCCAGCCGGCAGCGUCAUGCCCCUAUGCAAAGGCUCGGAGCCCCACGCCGUGCUGCUGCCCCCCUGCUCCCGCGCGGCCCCCCACGGCACACAGCCCCCUGCCCGUGCCGACAGCCCCUCGGGUGCUGCCGACAUCCUGCUGCAGCUGAUGCAGGAGGAACAGCAGCUGGCGCCGGGCAGCCAACACCCUCAGGAUGGGCCCGGGGAGCACUGUGCCCCUUGCAAAUGUGCUGAGGGUGGGGAGGGUUUGAGCCCAAAGCCUCCAACGCUGCCCCCACCGUGCUGCUGUGCUGACUGCCUGGGCCAGCGGCAGCUGCUGCCCAAGCCAGUGCAGCCUGGCACUGAGCUGUGGGGUAAGUACGGGGCCUGUGGGCGAAGCUUCGAGGAGAAACGAGGGAUGCGGCUGCCUGAGCGGGCACACAGCGACCAGAAGCCCCCUCCCUGCCCCAGCUGCCUGUGA